UAUUUGAAAUACCUAUGUAGGUACCUACCUACUAAGUAAGUAUAAACUAUAAAGUUUUAAGCUUUUUGGAAGUGACAUUGGCGUUCAGUUUAUUUAUUAUCGAAUCAUUAAAGAAGAAAACAAUAAAUAGUUGAAAACAGUUAUAAAAAAAUGUUGGAAGUUACAUGUAACGAUCGUCUAGGCAAAAAAGUAAGAGUGAAAUGUAACCCCGAUGACACCGUAGGCGAUUUGAAAAAACUUAUAGCGGCACAAACGGGCACCAGAUAUGAUAAAAUUGUGUUGAAGAAGUGGUAUACAGUUUUCAAGGACCACAUUAAACUCUCAGAUUAUGAAAUACACGAUGGCAUGAAUUUGGAAUUAUAUUAUCAGUAACAUAAAUAGUUGUAAGGUUCUUUAUAAGUAACAUUGAUGUAUUGAUAAGUAUAUGUAAAUAAAAAAUAAUAUGGUUUAA
Messenger RNA from Nymphalis io (European peacock), 451 nucleotides. RefSeq names its product ubiquitin-like protein 5 (gene ubl). Gene Ontology annotation, molecular function: protein binding; protein tag activity. Bases 151 to 372 code for a protein of 73 amino acids. Gene Ontology annotation, biological process: mRNA splicing, via spliceosome; protein modification process. The record is from RefSeq and is a predicted model, not a curated record. The transcript is spliced from 3 exons. NCBI's taxonomy places the organism in Eukaryota, Metazoa, Arthropoda, Insecta, Lepidoptera, Nymphalidae. Gene Ontology annotation, cellular component: cytoplasm; nucleus.